Porites lobata is the source of this 5201-nucleotide messenger RNA. NCBI's taxonomy places the organism in Eukaryota, Metazoa, Cnidaria, Anthozoa, Scleractinia, Poritidae. The record is from the annotation of a GenBank genome assembly.
AAUCAAAGAUGGCGGACAAACCAUACCUUUGGAUAUUUCGAGGUAAUCACUUCAGUAUUGCCAAAUUUUAUCGAUAGUUAUUUUCAAUGAACAGAUGAAAUCAUUCCAUACAACUAUUUAAGCACCAUUUGUGGUUAUAUUAGUUCUGUAUGGAGUUUUUUACGUCUAUAAUUUGAGUUAUUGUGCUGAAUGUGGGUGCACAAAUGUGUUGAGGGGAACGGUCUAAAAAUUAACAAGAUUUAAAUGGUUUCAAACGAAUUGUACUUUUUUCGCGUUGCAGUAUUUCCAAAGAACAUAUCUCUAUCACUUAAGCACGUAUGUCUAGGAAUACUGGUUGUUCAAACAUCUUCUAUGGUCCUUACGAUGCGUUACUCAAGAACACAUGGAGAAAUGUAUAUUGCUUCUACAGCAGUGGUAUUCUCGGAAAUCUUUAAGAUCCUGGCAUGUUUAGCCAUUACUUUUCAUGGAUCACACUAUCGAUGGUCGUAUUUCGUGGGACAAUUAAGGGAAGAGAUUUUAGGUAAACCAUGGGAGAACUUAAAGCUGGCUGUGCCCUCUGGGCUGUACACAAUUCAAAACAAUCUUCUGUUCCUCGCUCUUUCUAAUUUGGAUGCUGCCACGUACCAGGUUUGAAACAAAAAAUAUUUAAUUAAUAAAUUCGUUUAUCUAUAAAGUGUUGUAGUACGUCCGAAGCAUGUUGUUCUGGUCUAAUAAAAUCGGAACACAAAUGAAAGCAUAUUUAAAAAGAGUCAAUCGCCUCCUGCAAUUGUCACUCGAGUAAAGUUCCCUGUAAUCAAGACUUUCCUGUGCUGUUGAUUGUAUAUUUAUUUUUUUAUUUCAAAAUCCGAAAUUUCAGUUUCAUGUGGAAUCCAGCUGCUAACGAUUUCUCUCUCUUAUUUAUAUAAAAUUAUUUUUUAUCAAUAUCAUCACCCAUUCCUUUUCUCCGUUACACUGGUACCAAACCUUUGGAAUUCUUUAUCUAUUGAUGUUAAGAAAAUCAAGCCGUUUUGUAGUUUUCAUCAAAAUAUCAAGAAUUCUAUGAUUGAUGGUCAUAAUAGUGCUAUUAAUUCCUGAAGAUUUAUGAUUAUAUUAUCUUUAACUACUAGUUAAUUAGUGACAUAAUACUUUUUAUCUAAAACAGCUAUUUUGUCACUAUUAUUCUUUCUACUUGUAUUCUUGUUUUGGGUCACCUACUCGGUUAGUUCUACGAACUAUUUAGGUGUCCCAGUCUCUGCACAAAUUAUGAACCUAAAAUUAAAAAAUUUAUUUUCCUUCUUCACAAUGUUUUAUUUUUACAUUUAAAAGCACUGAAUUGUAUUAUAUUCUGUAUGAGUUUAAGUAAAAAUUGAUUUGACUUGACUCGACCCUAUUUCAAACAUUCAGAUAGUGGGGUGCGGGCAAGAAAUAGACUGAAAUACAAUGAGGGGAGACUGGAAGGCCAGUUGAUUGACUUACUGAAUGGGCCAUCUGCACGAUGGCAUCAUGCUACUACUACUAUCAGAAUCCUUCAGGGUAUUGCUUUCUUGUGUAAAUUAGGGCUUUUGUUAUUUAAACCUCGCUGGGAUUACUAAAUUUAAAUAUGAAAGAAAAGACGGAAAUGGAUAAAAAGGAAAAAAAAGACGUCAUCCUAUUGAGUUUAAGGAGAUUAAAACAAUUAAAAAUUAAUUGGAGCUAUCAAUAAUCACUACAGAAGUGGGGCUGUUGUUUGAGGGUAAGCAAUACAAUUACCAAAUUGACAAGAAAAGUAUAUAUCAGUUUUAUUACUGUACUGUAACUUAUUGUUGCAAUUUCAGGUCACAUAUCAGCUGAAGAUUUUAACCACAGCAUUGUUCUCUGUUUGUAUGCUUCAUAAGAAAUUAAGCAUUUUGAAGUGGAUUUCUCUCCUUCUUCUUAUGGGUGGAGUUACAUUAGUUCAGGUGAGGAGUUACAUGUACAGGUAUAUAUCAAACACAGCAGCCAAGCGUUUGUGUCAUAAUUUUACCUCUGGAUGAAAAUCACAGACAGGAUAAUCACAGUGUUUUGAUUAUUAACAGUCACUUUUUAGAUACCUCUUUUUCUUUUAUGUUUUAAAAAUCACAGACAGGAUAAUCACAGUUUUGUUUUAAACAUUGUUAACAGUUUUUAACUGAACCGUAUAAAAUUAUUCUUUCUAGCUUGAGAGAAACUAGUUUUUGUUCAGAUAUUCGAUGAAGUUUGUUCCUACAUUCUAAAACGUGUCAAGUCCUAAAAUCAGGAGAAAAAUAAGAAUAUUCAGCCUGGGCCGGAAAAACAACAUUCUUAUAAAAAAAAAAGAGUGUAUCGUAAGUUUGUUCCUGUGAAGUCAGUGAGAGGUGAGUGCUAUGAUCUUAUAUCAACGCUGAUGCAAGAUUUCUGUGAUUUUUGUCAUUUUGAUUCACAGUUUUCAAAUUUUUGUUUUUAAUCCAAUUCAAAGUUUUCUCUUACAUUGUAAGUUUAAUCCUUUAGUUUCAUCAUCAGCACUAUACUACUGUUUUUACUCUAGUGUUUGUGCUUUCGCCUUUUGUUGUUUUCUUUUCCUUAAUUCCUUGGUGUAAAGACAUUUUGUGAAACAACCUUAUUAUAAUUUUAAGUGAAUGAUGUUCCCUGAUUGCUAAUAUAUUUUUUAAUUUUUGCUUUUAAUAACAAUCUUUAUUAGUGGAGAACAGAUAAAGGAAAAGAGAAUACUGCUAAAGAGCUGUCCCUGUCAGGGCAGUUUGUUGGUUUACUGGCAGUCUUAACAGCUUGCUGUUCCAGUGGUUUUGCUGGUGUUUACUUUGAAAAAAUUUUAAAAGGAACUAAAUCAUCUAUUUGGAUGAGAAAUGUUCAGUUAGGUAAAGUAUAGUUUAAAACCUGUUGUUAGUGGAUUAUUCCUUAAAAUGCUGAUGCUACAAUAUAUCUAGAACAUGUUAUCAAUAGUGGGUGCUUAUCAUUUUGAAUACUAAACUAUACACUUUUAUUACUGUGAAACUCACAAAACCAUGAACACCAGAAAUAUUUAUGGAAUGUUAUUGUGUUGCGAGAAAUAAGCCAAUAAGAUGCGUGAUAACUAAACCACGAACAGCAACUGUAAUUAAAUUGUGGUUUUGAGGUUUGCUUGCGUAUCCUGAACUUUAUUGUGAUUGGUCUGUACACAAUCAACAUUCCUGGAAUUUUUCAGGUGUUCACGGUCUUCUGAGUUUGACAGUAAUAAUAUAUUGUAAAUGAAUACAAAAGGAGAAAGGGCUGCCAAAUAAAUUCAUUUGCUGUGUAAAGUCAAGAAAACAAUUUUUUUCAAGCCAAUUUUUGUGGUGAAGCUGGGACACUUUAUACCUCCUUCUACUCUACAUUAUAAUAUACAGCCUUGUUUACUCACCUUGGCUCUAGUUCCCAAGGUCAUGAGGGUUGUCCCCAGAGGCCAAAGUGAUGGUGUGAACAAGACAGACUGAUGAGCUGUCGGAAAUUUGGGAAAAGCAAUUUCGAUUUUCUUUCAGGUUAGGGUUAGGGUUAGGGCCAUCUUUUGAAUGGAUACAAGUUGGCCAUAGCUUGAACAGUACAUCCCAAACUGAAAAAUCUUUGGCAUAAUUUUUCUAAUGAACAGUAUCACACUGUAAAAUUUAAAGCCUAAUCAUGACUGAAAUAUGAUGCUUUUUUGUUUACAGGAGCUUUUGGUGUAGUAUUUGGCUUGAUAGCUGUUUUUAUAAAUGAUGGAAAUCAAAUUAGCAAUGGAGGUUUCUUUCAAGGCUAUAACAGUAUGACCUGGAUGGUUAUUUCACUUCAGGUGUUUAUAAUACAGAAAUAUAGAUGUGUAUAAUUUGUUUGUGUUUGUGUUUAUUUCUCUUUGGCUUGAAAAUUUACAAUAUUCAGGACUGGUUUACUUUGUUUUAAAAAAUGUUGACAGGUUAACCACAGAAAAAUACAAAUUAAAUUGGUUUGAACCACAAAAAUAUAUCCACACAACUGUAAAUUGUAAUGUCAAUGCAAUAUUUUUUUCUGAAAGAAAAAGGUUUGAUGCAUAUGAAAUCAAAACAUUAAUUGGCUGUGAAGUUCUAAAGGUUGAUGUCUCACUCGUUCCUUAUUUUGACCUGUAGGCCUUUGGUGGUUUAGUUGUGGCAGCAGUUGUAAAGUACGCUGACAAUAUCUUGAAGGGGUUUGCCACCUCAGUCUCUAUAGUGGUGUCGUCUCUUGUCUCAUUUUAUUUCCUUGGGGACUUUCAGCCAACAAAGUGAGUGAACAUACUACAUUAUUUUGUAACUGAUAAACAUAGCUUUUCUUUGCUUUGACCCAUCCUCUUACUCACUGUUGCUUUCUUUUUCACCAUGUUCUUUAGGUCUCAUUUGUUAAAUGUUUGAGUAUAUUUUGUUGGUUGUGGGGUACUCGAACCCCUAACCCUAACCCCUAACCUAUCACCUCCCUCGAAUAAUCACCCCCUCCCCCACCCAUCCCAUCAUCUUCUCUUUCUUUUAUCCCCCCCCCCCCUGUCAUACUGAAGUGGAAUGUGACAUGGCAAAACUGAUCAGUGACGAAUCAAGCUCUGAAAAUUAAUCAAGGAACCAAAUUUGGAACAAUUAAAAAGCCCAUGUUCAGUUUAUUUGAUGUGAUUGUUUUUUGAUUUCAUGUGACGAUAAAACAAAAUACUUCUAAGGGCACGACUUCCAGUGAGAACCACUUGAAAUAGUCAUCUCCCUCAAAUAAUCGCCACCCUUUUCGUGUGAAGAAAAAAUAAUCACCCCUGGCUAUUAUUCGAGGAAAUAUGGUAGGUAACUCCUUCAUAUACGACCUCAUAUACAACUAGAGUAAGAUAUAUUUUUUGUAUCAACUCUUCAAAUUUUAGAGAUUGUAAACUUUAUCUUUAAAGAACAAAAACACACAUGUUAUAAUAAAUGUUUUUUUUCUCUCUCUCUUAGUUUCUUUUUUAUUGGUACAUGUGGUGUUCUAGCGGCUACCUUUCUGUACAGUAUGCCAGAAAAACAUGGAGCACAUUCCACGGUAGUGAAACCUGUGUAGAAGGCGACUGUAAAUUGUCUCAGUAACAUCAAACUCAUUCUCCAGGGCUACUUUUAUGGCAAUCAGCAAGGAUGUGCUAGCAUUUUGGUUCUCAAUUCUCUAAAACGUUAUUAGUUAACCCUUUUAAGACUGAGAAGGUUAUCAGAAUAGCUAGAAGUAAAUAAGCCAGGAACAUUCCAAUUUCAGUUUAGUCUGUAAUGCAAUAAAAAAUGAAUGACCAC